Messenger RNA from Glycine soja, 2004 nucleotides. RefSeq names its product vacuolar-processing enzyme-like. The transcript has 9 exons. Gene Ontology annotation, molecular function: cysteine-type endopeptidase activity. The record is from RefSeq and is a predicted model, not a curated record. The coding region runs from base 38 to 1483 and encodes 481 amino acids. Gene Ontology annotation, biological process: vacuolar protein processing. Lineage: Eukaryota; Viridiplantae; Streptophyta; Magnoliopsida; Fabales; Fabaceae.
UUCCCCCUUCCCAACUCAUUCACUCUACACUCUCCAUAUGGCCACUCUUCUUCUUCCCACGCUCCUCCUUCUCAUACCCUUCGCCACCCUCGUCUCCGCCCGCCCUCACCUCGCCGGAGACUUUCUCCGACUGCCCUCCGAAACCGAUAACGAUGACAACGUCCAGGGCACCCGCUGGGCCGUCCUCCUCGCCGGUUCCAAUGGCUACUGGAAUUACAGACAUCAGGCUGAUGUUUGUCACGCCUAUCAAAUACUAAGGAAAGGUGGCCUGAAAGAAGAAAAUAUUAUUGUUUUUAUGUAUGAUGACAUUGCAUUCAAUGGGGAAAACCCAAGGCCUGGAGUCAUCAUUAACAAACCAGAUGGAGGUGAUGUUUAUGAAGGAGUUCCAAAGGAUUACACCGGCGAAGAUGUUACUGUUGGUAACUUUUUUGCUGCUUUACUUGGAAACAAGUCGGCACUUACUGGUGGCAGUGGGAAGGUUGUGGACAGUGGACCUGAUGAUCAUAUAUUUGUAUACUAUACUGACCAUGGAGGUCCAGGGGUGCUCGGGAUGCCUGCUGGUCCUUACUUAUAUGCGGAUGAUCUGAUUGAAGUCUUGAAGAAAAAACAUGCUUCUGGAACGUAUAAAAACCUAGUAUUUUAUCUGGAGGCAUGUGAAUCUGGGAGUAUCUUUGAAGGUCUUCUUCCCGAAGAUAUCAAUAUUUAUGCAACCACAGCUUCCAAUGCAGAAGAAAGUAGUUGGGGAACAUAUUGCCCUGGGGAGUAUCCUAGUCCUCCCCCAGAAUAUUCAACCUGCUUGGGUGAUCUGUACAGUGUUGCUUGGAUGGAAGACAGUGACAGACACAAUUUACGAACAGAAACUCUGCAUCAACAAUAUAAAUUGGUUAAAGAGAGGACUAUAUCUGGAGAUUCAUACUAUGGCUCUCACGUGAUGCAGUAUGGUGAUGUACGGCUUAGCAGUGAUGUUCUCUUCCAUUAUUUGGGUACAGAUCCUGCUAAUGAUAAUUUCACUUUUGUGGACGAAAACUCCUUAUGGUCACCUUCAAAACCAGUCAACCAACGUGAUGCUGAUCUCAUCCAUUUUUGGGAUAAGUUCCGCAAAGCUCCUGAGGGUUCUCUCAGGAAAAAUGCAGCUCAGAAACAAGUUUUGGAAGCAAUGUCUCAUAGAAUGCAUGUAGACAACAGUGUAAAACUUAUUGGGAAGCUUUUAUUUGGUAUUGAAAAGGGUCCAGAAGUACUCAACGCUGUUAGACCGGCAGGAUCGGCACUUGUUGAUGAUUGGCACUGCCUUAAAACCAUGGUGAGGACUUUUGAGACACAUUGUGGAUCCUUGUCUCAGUAUGGCAUGAAACAUAUGAGGUCCUUUGCAAACAUCUGCAAUGUAGGGAUAAAGAAUGAGCAAAUGGCUGAGGCCUCUGCACAAGCUUGUGUCUCUAUUCCUUCCAAUCCUUGGAGUUCUCUGCAAAGGGGUUUCAGUGCAUAAUAAUUCCUGUAAUGUGCACCAGUAAAGACCAAAGUAUGAUUAUUGUUACAUUAUGCUAUAUGAUUGUACUUGUAUAUACAUAUUUUGUCCCGCCUUUGUAAAUACAAUUGGGACACUACUAGGAUUGGGAAGAAGGGUCUUUACAUUUUUAGUUUGGCAAAUAGAUAUUGCAACUACCUUUGUAUAAAUCUAUUUCUGAAGAAGCAAUUACAACUUUCAAGGGAUGAUAGCAUUUUGUGGCAUAAGGAUUAAGGAGGCAUAAAGGACCAAUUGCUUUGGAAUAUUCACUCAUGACAAGGCACAAGGUCAUGCGUGUAUGCCAACACAUAGUAAUGAUGUGUGUUUUUAUUCAGUAGGCAACUGGCAGAUCGGGUUUUCCCUUGUCACUUUUGUAUAAUUAUUUUGGAAGAAUUUAUGAUGUCAAAGUUAUUGUUUAAUAUUAAUGGCGACAUUGUAUUUAUUAUUUGUAAAAUAUUGGGACUCAACUAUGCUUUGGUACCUUUACAACAGAGUCAUUAGGA